Danio rerio (zebrafish) is the source of this 3555-nucleotide messenger RNA. The record is from RefSeq and is a predicted model, not a curated record. NCBI's taxonomy places the organism in Eukaryota, Metazoa, Chordata, Actinopteri, Cypriniformes, Danionidae.
GGUGUGCGAUUCCCCCCCGCCCACCGAAUUGAUUGACAGCUGCGCGUAUUAACAUAUCCUGAGUUUGCCGUUUCCGCCAUUAUCAGCGUGUACGUCGAAGCGAUGCCACCAAGAGAACACCCUUGUGCUAUUUUAGGAUGUAAGGCUCAGCACAAGGGCCUUCACCGUCUUCCUGCAAAUGAGCAACAGAGGCUUAAGUGGCUGAGUUUUAUCUUUGAAGACAAGGUGCCUGAAAAUGUACCAAAACUGUUGUAUGUUUGCGCUAACCACUUUAGCGUAGACUGCCUCGAGAACGCGGGACAAUACAACUGCGGAUUCGCGAGUAAAUUGUUUUUGAAAACUGGAUCAGUUCCUACAACACGUGAUCCUGCCUCACUUCAAGUAAGUAUUACAUUUUAUGUACUUCUAGCCUUAGCAUUCUAAUUAUGAUAAGCCGAUGAAUAGCAUCUGCGGCUAAAGUAGCUUCGGAUGUUUGUUUGCACGUGUUUACCUCUUAUUGUGCUUUUCAAAAACAGUCUAAAUACUCGAAGCUGCAAAUGGUAGUGUGUACAUGAAGGGGGUUUAGCCAUUAGAAACAGAAACCGUAGAAAAAUAGCAACAUUGUAAAAAGCAGUACCACUGGCUACAGCUAAAGUUUGUUGUUGUUAAAUGUUUGUUGUACUGUAAUGGUAAGCCGAAAUGAAUAGCAUCUAAAAGUUAAAAGCAGCCAAAGUUGCUUCGGAUGUUUGUUUGCACGUGUUCACUGCUAUUAUGCUUUUCUAUAACAAUCUAAAUAAUCGAAGCUAUAAGUGGUAACUGUUAGUGUGUACAAGAAGGGCUUUUAGCCAUUAGAAACAGAAACCGUAGAAAAAUAUAAACAUUGUAAUAAAGCAGUGACCAGUACUGGCUACAACUAAAGUAUGUUGUUUAUGUGGGAUGUUUGUUGUAAUGUGUAUACUGUAAUGUUAAGCAGAAAUGAAUAGCAUCUGCGGCUAAAGCUACUUCGGAUGUUUGCGCGUUUACAGCUAUUGUGCUUUUCUAAAACAGUCUAAAUACUCGAGGCUUUAAUUGUUAAUGUGUCCAUAAAGGGGUUUUAGCCAUCAGAAACAGAAACGGUAGAAAAAAUUAAACAUUGUAAUAAAGCAUUACCACUGACUAAGUUACAGCUAAAGUUUGUUAUGUAUGUGGGAUGUUUGUUGAAAUUUUUUCACUGUACUUGCACGUGGUCUGCAGUUGUUUACAAUAAGAUCGGUAUGUUUUAAUCAAAUAAAGGUCAUUUUAAAAAAUUUAUGUUUUCUUACAAAGGCCACGACGUCGACAAAGAGCAACAAGGUGGAUGUUUGUUGCCAGACAGAACCAUUUCACACAUCUUUACACAGUGUUGGUACCCAGUUGUCUUUUAGGACGCUUCAGGCUAAACGCAGGAGUACAAGUGUCCAGACAACAGUAUCCAGUUUUGAACUGACUGUACCAUCAGCGUCCUCUACUGCGUUUAUGACUUCGACACCCCUCAAACCUUCACUAAAAAGACCUCGUCUGGAGCUGGAGGAGGAGGAGGAGGAGGAGGAGGAGGAAGAAGAAGAAGCCGAAGAGACUUUGACAGAGUCAAAAAUUAUAGCCCAAGACUCGGAUGUGAGAUUUGACCCUGCAGAGGAAUGCACAUCUGCAACUGAACCAACAGACUUGUCAAUCCAAGAAUGCCCAGUUCAUAACAUUGCCAAGUUCAUUGUCUAUGAAACAUGCCUCAUGGAGCUCUUCAGUGACUGCCCAGUGUGUCAGAGGAGAUGUGAUGUAAAGUCACAAAGGCUUGGGACAUUUCUGAGCGUACAGCAAGUCUGCCCACACUGCGAGUUUGUAAGAAAAUGGAACAGUCAGCCAAUUAUUGGUAGUACUCCAGCUGGCAACCUGCAUCUUUCUGCUGCUGUCUACUUGAGUGGUGCAUAAUUUUUUGUAGUUGAAAAGGUAUUUGCUGCCAUGAAACUACACAUUUUUAAAUAUGAUUCAUUUCGUCGUCAUGCAAGACUUUGCAUUGAACCUGCUAUUGUCCACAAGUGGAGAAAUUGGCAGAGUGAAAUGCUAGAACAGCUCAGUCGAAGAGAGAAUAUGAUUGUUGGAGGAGAUAAGAGGGCUGACUCCCAGGUCACUCGGCCAAGUAUGGGAGUUAUACAAUGAUGGACCUUGCAACUAACACAGUGGUCGACCUACAGUUAGUCCAGAGUAAUGAGGUGGGCGGCAGUUACCAUAUGGAAAAAGAAGGCCUAAAGAGAAGCCUUGACCUGUUGGAUGCCCGCGGUGUUCGUCUGGAAUGCAUCAUCACAGACCGACAUCCUCAAAUACAGAAAUAUCUCAGGGAUCGAAAUGUCACUCAGUUUUACGAUGUGUGGCAUAUCGAGAAAGGAAUUUCCAAAAAAACUGGACCAGAUAUGCCAGAUAAAGGGGUGUGAGAAGUUGCGUAAAUGGUUGCGUAGCAUCAAAAACCACAUCUACUGGACUGCUGCAUCAUCCACAACAGGUCCUGAAAGAGUGGCAAAGUGGACCUCUAUCAUAAACCAUGUACAUGAAGACCCCAAUUUUCCGGCUUAUCUGCAUCCGCAACGGAUAAGCAGAGACGAGAACAAAUGGCUGUCGGCUGCAACGAUGCCAUUCUACAAGCUGGAGAAAGUUCUCGCUAACAAGAGAAUAUUGAAGGAUGUGGCCAAGCUAAGUCCUCACCACCAGACGUCAACUGUUGAAGCUUUCCACAGCGUCCUACUGCGGUUUGCACCCAAAAAUGUGGUAUUCCCAUUUCUGGGGAUGCUAUGCAGGUUGUACUUGGCUGCACUGCAUUACAAUGAAAAUGCCGGGCGUCCCCAGGCCACAUCAGCAACUGGUAAACCUAUUUACAAGCUUGCCUUUCCAAAGGCAAAGAAAGGAGAGUAUAGGGUCCGAAAAGUGAAGACGCAGCAAACUUUCGGUUAUGUAGAAGAGCUGCUGGACCUCAUCUUCAACCAAGUGUUUGUGGACCCAUCACCCUAUGUUGAUGAAGUGUUGGGAAUUCACAUACCACCUGCUCUAUCAUCAGCCUGCGAUCGACCUGAGAUGGAGGAGGCUAUCUCCAGCAGGGUGACCCGCUUCAAUCAAUAGCUAUCCUAAAACCCACAUAGCUGCCCUGCUCUUCAGGAAACUGUCUCCGAAUCUUCAGCACCACACAGGCAGGAAUCACAACACGGACUCUCCGCCCGAGGAAACCCCAACACCAGCUCGCAAAGCUCCGAUAAGCCAAAAAGCGGCACUGUCUAACAGAGACAUAAUAAUGAAACAUUGUUUUAGAAAUUGCACUACAAUUUGAACUUGGGAGUUAUCACAUAUACAUUUUUAUUUUUGAUAAAGUAACUAGCUUUAACAAAAUUUCAGAAGUCAUAUUUUGUUUAUUCAACUGCCAAUGUUUGAUAUGUUUGUAUGUGUUUGUAGAUAUACUGUACUUUCUAAUGUUCAUGGACAAUUGUAUUUCAUUCAACAAAGUGACAACUUGAAGUUUAUAUUUUAUAUUUGCACAAGGAUACAUUUUAUAUUUGCCAUCACAUUUUAAUUUAUACU